This is a messenger RNA of Hemiscyllium ocellatum (epaulette shark), 1930 nucleotides long. Its product is annotated as CYFIP-related Rac1 interactor B. The record is from RefSeq and is a predicted model, not a curated record. Gene Ontology annotation, molecular function: small GTPase binding. The transcript has 13 exons. Gene Ontology annotation, biological process: regulation of actin filament polymerization; positive regulation of T cell activation. NCBI's taxonomy places the organism in Eukaryota, Metazoa, Chordata, Chondrichthyes, Orectolobiformes, Hemiscylliidae. Bases 263 to 1237 code for a protein of 324 amino acids.
ACCUGUCCAAAUAAGGACAUAGAUGGUAGCUCGGAGUACAAGAUCAGUUGCGUUUCAUUUGAAAGUCAAUGUUCGUCUUUUAAUGCUAAUGGAUACAGCGGUUACUUGGAGUCAACAAAUAAAGAAGCAAAGGUUGUAGAUGGCAGUUCAUACUUGGGGCAGCGUUCUGGUACCUUGCUGAAGUAGGCAAGUUGUGACUGGAUGCAGUUGACAUUAUUUGCAACCCACUCAUAACUGUACUCUUCCCUCUUGGUACCUUAACAUGGGGAAUCUUCUUAAAGUUUUGACAUGCACAGAUCUUGAGCAGGGGCCAAAUUUUUUCCUUGACUUUGAAAAUGCACAGCCCACAGAAGCUGAAAGAGAAAUAUUUAAUCAGGUGAAUGUAGUGUUAAAGGAUGCAGAAGGAAUCCUGAAUGAUCUACAAUCGUACAGAGGGGCAGGACAUGAAAUAAGAGAGGCAAUACAACAUCCAAGUGAUGAAAAUUUACAAGAAAAAGCAUGGAGUGCAGUGUGUCCACUAGUAGGAAAACUAAAGAAGUUCUAUGAGUUCUCCCAGAGAUUAGAAGCAGCUUUGCAUGGCUUGUUGGGAGCACUGACGAGCACGCCAUAUAGUCCCACACAACACCUUGAGCGAGAGCAGGCUCUUGCCAAGCAGUUUGCUGAGAUCCUUCAUUUCACUCUACGAUUUGAUGAACUUAAGAUGACAAAUCCUGCUAUACAGAAUGACUUCAGCUAUUAUAGGAGAACUUUAAGUCGUAUGAGGAUUAAUAAUGUCCCAGCAGAAGGAGAAAAUGAAGUAAAUAAUGAAUUGGCCAAUAGAAUGUCCCUGUUUUAUGCUGAAGCAACUCCAAUGCUGAAAACCUUGAGUGAUGCCACAACUAAGUUUGUUUCGGAUAACAAGUCUCUACCCAUAGAGAACACCACUGACUGCUUAAGCACUAUGGCGAGUGUAUGCAGAGUUAUGCUGGAGACACCGGAAUACAGAAGCAGAUUUGCAAGUGAAGAAACAGUAUCAUUUUGUCUGAGGGUGAUGGUGGGUGUCAUCAUUCUUUAUGACCACGUGCAUCCAGUUGGGGCAUUUGCCAAAACAUCUAAAAUUGACAUGAAAGGAUGCAUAAAAGUCCUAAAAGAUCAGCCUCCAAAUAGUGUAGAAGGCCUUCUGAAUGCUCUCAGGUACACCACCAAACAUUUGAAUGAUGAGACUACCUCCAAGCAAAUUAAGACAAUGUUGCAGUAAAGCUUAGCAACAAACUGGCUACAGAGAACAGUAUUCUGCAAUGAUUGAGAUGCACAGAUAUGUUUUUAAUGUUUAAAGAAUGCAACUGCUUUUUCUCUUUGUUUUUUAAAAUGUGUUCCUGCUCUUUAAAAAUUGCUAAAGUUAUUUUCUGUGCCAAAUUCUCUAAAAAGACAUAAACAGUGCAAGAAGUGUUUACUUUGUUUUGCGUUUGAUUGAAUGGGUGGUCAUGGAGCACAUUGGCAGCUACUAUUCCAAGUUGGGUGUCUUUGUAUGUGUAAGGAAAUUCAGUAACUUGGCCAAAAUGACAAAGAAAAUCUCUGUUCUGUUUCUACUGAUUAAUAUUUAAUACAGCUUCUGCAUGACAAGGUCUUUUCAUGCUAUGUAAAACAUCAAGAAUGGUCAUUUUCUAUCGCAGCUUCAUUAUGUGCAGCCAUUAAAAAUGGAAGAGAUGUUAAAUUAACUAUAUAUGUUUUAUUGUACAAAAAGGUACCUAGCACAGCAGACUACGAAUUAUAGUACAAGUCUGUUUUGUUAAUACUUAAGUUUGCAUUGACUCAUUUUGUACGAGUGUAUGUAAGUUUAACAUUCAUUAAACUAACUUUAAACUGUGAUGUGUGCAUAACAGAUGCGGAUGCAUGUACAUGUAAAAUGGACAGCUAUUAUCAAAUAAAAUGAGCUUUUGUUUUUCUAAAA